CUUCAUCGUGAUGCAGCUACUCUAGACAGAAAUGAUGAAGAUGUUAACAGGCAAAUUGAAGAUGAUGCAGAUAGGGAAAUAACUGAGAUGAAAACACUUUAUGAAGGAAAAUUAAAAGAAGAAAGAGAAACAAUAGUAAAGCUUCGAGCAGAAGCAGGUCAAAUGAGAAAGAAAUACAUUGGGUCUCAAAAAGAAAUUGAAUAUUACAAACAGCAAAUUGCAAAACUUCAUGGGCAACACCAGAAAGUCCUAAAGCUAAUUGGUUCUCAUGACAGAGCCAUCUCUGAUCUCAAAAGGGAAAUGCAGGAGAGAGAUGCAACAAUCCCAGAAAAA
This is a messenger RNA of Gryllus bimaculatus (two-spotted cricket), 333 nucleotides long. Lineage: Eukaryota; Metazoa; Arthropoda; Insecta; Orthoptera; Gryllidae. The record is from the annotation of a GenBank genome assembly.